AUGUCGAGGUUAUUUUCACAAUUAAACGCAAUAAAACGUGGUAUUUUUGCACCUCAAGUGUUUUCUUGGUAUCCGUUAAAUCCAGGAAGAGCAUUUUCGACAACCCAUGUGAGAUUGUGUGAAGAGAGUGAGCAGAAAAGUCCCGUGAAAGCUGCAAAUACAAGAGUUCGUGGAACAAUAGACCGGACAAAGGUGAUACCCGUGGAGACGAGUAUAAGAUACCUGAGGAGCGCAGCUUACAGGGAGACGUACGGUGAUCAGCCCGUAUGGGUGCCUUACCGUAGGAAUCACAAGGGAAUGUACCCACCACGAAAAACCCGUAAGACUUGCAUUAGAGGUGGUUUUCUAUCAACUGGGAAUCCCUGUCCCAUCUGCCGGGACGAGUAUUUGGUCCUGGAUCACAAUAAUUUGGAACUACUUAAGCAAUUUGUCUCGCCAUAUUCGGGAGAAGUGCUGAGUUACACUCAAACUGGUCUCUGUCAGAUGAGAUACAAGGAAUUGCUCGUGGCCAUUGAGAGAGCUAUUGACCGUGGAUACCUGACCUACGACGUCCCAUUCAGAUACUACAACUACUCUGAAUACUACAAACCAGAAAAAUCUGCAUAGAGAGACUAAUAAAUUUUCUAGUUAAAACUAAAAAUUCGUAGAUUUUAUUUCAUCUGAGAAGAGUAGUUUGUCCAGGAGAAUGGUCAGGUACGAGGGUACUUUUGUUGUUGUUGGAGGUGGAAUUGCGGGGGUGUCUUGUGCUGAAACUAUUGCAUUUUACUGUCCGGAAGAGAAAAUUAUCCUUCUGACUGAGUCAUCCUUGAUCAAAGCUGUGACUCAAUUAGUGCCUCUGGGAAAAGCCCUGACACGAUUUGAGGUGGAAGAGAGGAGUGCAGAGACAGUAGGGAAGUCUGUCCAGGUGGUUACUGACCAACUGGCAGCUGUUAAGAGUCAGGAGAAGGUUAUUGUGACGAAAGAAGGACAUGAGAUUUCUUAUAAAUACCUCUGCCUCUGCACAGGAGCUCGCCCUAAGUUGAUUGAGAAGCAUCCCAAUGUCAUUGGGAUACGAGAUACUGAGUCAGUGGCAGAAUUUCAGCGAAGGAUCAAGGAUGCGGGGAGAAUUGCCUUGGUGGGAAAUGGUGGAAUUGCAAGUGAGAUUGCUUACGAAGUCAGAGGAGUAGCCGUUGAUUGGAUUAUCAAGGAUAAUCACAUGUCCUCGACCUUCUUAGAUCCAGGAGCUGCUGAAUUCUUCAGAAAAAGUCUCAGUGAGAAGCACAUCAAAGUCCCCGAGCCAUCCUCCAUCAAGAGGAUGCGCUAUGGCGAGACGCAGGGCAGCAGUGGGGCAGCUCUUGGGCCAGAUUGGCAUCGGAUGCUGGAUGUUUCCGGAAAUGCUCGCAAUCUGCCCGAUUCCGUCAACAUUCACUACGGCUGCGAAGUCAGGAAUGUGUCUGCAGGCCAAAAUGCUAACGGGAGAAAAUUAUGUGUUGACUUGACAAAUGGUCAAGCUGUGGAGUGCGACUUUGUCGUCUCAGCGACUGGUGUCAAUCCCAGAAUUGAUUACACAGUGGAUUUGGGCCUGGAGUGUGCCACAGACGGUGGGAUUUCAGUCAAUAAACUCAUGCGAACUUCUAUUGCGAAUGUUUAUGCUGCUGGUGAUUGUUGCACAGCAUCCUGGCCACUGGCUGAAAAUUGGUUUCAGAUGCGACUCUGGACUCAAGCCAGACAAAUGGGCAUGAUGGCAGGGAAAGCAAUGGCUAUGACAUAUUUGGGGCAGGAGGAUGACAUUGUCCAGGACUUCUGUUUUGAAUUCUUUGGACAUGUCACGAAGCUCUUUGGGCAGCAGGUGGUUCUCCUGGGACGAUACAAUGGUCAGGGAUUGGGAACCAACUACGAAGCCAUGGUACGAGUGACUCCUAAUAAGGAAUACAUAAAGCUCGUUCUGGUCAAUGGGAAGCUCCAAGGAGCUGUUCUUAUUGGAGAAACUGGCCUUGAGGAGACAUUUGAGAAUCUUCUGCUCAAUCAACUUGACCUAACGCCCUUUGGGACUGAUCUCCUAGAUCCCAACAUCGACAUUGAGGAUUACUUCGACUAGCACAAUCCCUAUCCCUUCAACCCCUUCAACGAACCCUCAGCAAUUCUUCCCAAAUUGUAGAGAAAGUAAUUAAUAAAAUUGAUUCAGAUGAUAA
This is a messenger RNA of Phlebotomus papatasi, 2171 nucleotides long. RefSeq names its product 28S ribosomal protein S18b, mitochondrial (gene mRpS18B). The transcript has a single exon. Gene Ontology annotation, molecular function: structural constituent of ribosome. The record is from RefSeq and is a predicted model, not a curated record. Gene Ontology annotation, biological process: mitochondrial translation. NCBI's taxonomy places the organism in Eukaryota, Metazoa, Arthropoda, Insecta, Diptera, Psychodidae. The coding region runs from base 1 to 606 and encodes 201 amino acids. Gene Ontology annotation, cellular component: mitochondrion; ribosome.